AUGGCAACCAAACGAAAAUUAAAUACGCUUUCUAUUCAGGAGAAGAAACGACUAAUUGAAGAAGUGGAAAAAGGUUCCAAAAAGAAAAACCAAAUCGCAAAAGAGUUUGGAAUUCCAAGCAGUACAUUAUCGACCAUAUUGAAAAACAAAGAGGCUAUUCUGGAAAAGUGUGUUGACGGCUUUGAGAAACGAAAGAGAAUUCGAGUUAGCGAGUUUCAAGAUAUGGAAAAAUGUUUAAUGAUUUGGAUAACGCAAUGCAGAGCACAAAACAUCCCUCUGAAUGGAAAUUUAAUAAAAGAGAAAGCCGAAGCAUUUGCUAAGGAAUUAGGCCAUUUAAGUUUCAAAGAAAGCAAUGGAUGGUUCGAGAAUUUUAAAAACCGAAACAACAUUACAUUUCUUAAGGUUGAGUUUCUUCCCCCAAACACGACAUCAAAAUUACAACCCCUUGAUCAAGGGAUCAUUCACAGCUUUAAGAUCAAAUAUCGCCAUCAAGUUGUGAAAAAACUUUUGGCUGAAAUUGAAGAAGGAGUCAAGUCUUCUGGAGUGACCAUAUUAGAAGCCAUGCGAAUGACUGACAAAGUUUGGAAUAGUGUAACUUCCUCAACCAUCAGAAAUUGCUUUAAGAAAGCUGGAUUCGUAAAGAAUGAAGAGGAUGUCCCCGUAUGCGACAUAAGUGAUGAACCUGAGAUGAGUGUGUCAAGGACAGAUUGGGGACGACUUUCCGAACGUUUGGAUUUAAAUGAAGUGCAAUUUCAAGACUUCCUAAACGUUGAUGAAGAAGUUGCAGUAUGUGGUCGAUGGGAAGACCACGAAAUUAUUUCUCAAAUAACCGCUGGCGAUCCAAUUUCCGAAGAGGAUGAAGAAGAAGAGAUCUGCGAUCCUCACCAAAAACCUACAAACAAAGAAGCCCUAUCCGCUACUGAUGUUCUACGAAGAUUCAUCGAAUCCCGUCCACAUAUGACAGAAGAGACUUUUAGAGCACUUUCUCAUUUAGAACUUGUAGUGGAACGAGAAAAGGACUUGAAUUUGAAGCAAACCGGCAUCGAUUCUUUUUUUAAAUGA
Messenger RNA from Uloborus diversus, 1062 nucleotides. RefSeq names its product tigger transposable element-derived protein 6-like. The transcript is spliced from 2 exons. Gene Ontology annotation, molecular function: DNA binding. The record is from RefSeq and is a predicted model, not a curated record. Gene Ontology annotation, cellular component: nucleus. Lineage: Eukaryota; Metazoa; Arthropoda; Arachnida; Araneae; Uloboridae. The coding region runs from base 1 to 1062 and encodes 353 amino acids.